Molecule: messenger RNA, 1113 nt
Organism: Sipha flava (yellow sugarcane aphid)
Lineage: Eukaryota; Metazoa; Arthropoda; Insecta; Hemiptera; Aphididae
Product: pancreatic lipase-related protein 3-like
Exons: 6
Coding region: 30-1001 (323 amino acids)
Molecular function (GO): lipase activity
Source: RefSeq, a predicted model, not a curated record
AAGAAUUUAUUAAAGGACUAUCCGAAAUUAUGGUCCCAAAAUAUAUUAAUGAAUUUUGCAUGGGAUUGAAUUUUUAUUAUUGGACGUUGGAGUCCGGGCUUGGAGAAGAUGAUCAGAAAAAAACAUUUGCUUAUAAAAUCAAUUUGGAUAAUUUAAGUUUAAUAAAGAAUGUGUGGAAAAUCGAUAAACAAUUAAUAGUCGUGACCCAUGGAUAUAUCUCGAUGUAUGACGACCAGGGAGCAUAUUCCAUAAAAAAUACUUACGCAUUCAACUACCCGGAUCAGUAUAACAUCAUAACGUUGGGCUGGAUUGUAGAAUACCAUCAAUUCUUAGAUGUACUCAGAGAUUGUGAACAUGUAGGACAUGCAUUAAGUCAUUUUUUGAUCAAAUUAGUUAAAUUGAAGCUUAUUAUGCCUUCUAAUAUACACAUGAUAGGACAUAAUCUUGGUGCUCAUGUUCUUGGUGCAUGUGGAGCUAAUUUUUAUGAGUUGACGGAUAUGAAAAUCGGUAGAAUCACAGGUCUAAACCCGAAAGGACCCAUUUCUAUAUAUCCAUGGGAAAAAUGGAAUUAUUUAAAAAAAACAUUGCAGAAGGAUGAUGCGGAAUUUGUGGAUCUGAUCCAUACGGCAAAAGCUAAAAUAUUUCCUAGUACAACCGGACACGUUGUAUUUUAUCCGAACGGAGGAAAGACUUGUCAGCCAGGAUGUGAAUACGAGAUUGAUGAUUAUAAUUAUGAUCUUUUGAAUAAAAAAAAAAUUUCAGAAUUGUUUUGCAGUGAUGCAAGAUCUUAUGAAUUCUACAAAGAUUCGAUAAUCUAUAAAUCGGCUUUUGUUAGUGAAUUAUAUAAUCCAAAGACGAAAAUAUUAAUAAAAUAUGAAAAUAAACCUGUAAAAUCCAACCGUAUGGGUCAUUAUGUAAAUAAAGAAAAGCAUGGUAAUUUUUAUUUAAAUACGGAGGAAAAAAGUCCUUUCGAUUUUCAGUGGUACAUACCUAGAGGUUAAUUGAUAGUUAAUAGUUGUUCAAAAUUUGGAGCAUAAUAAAAAAUUAUAUUUUCUAACAACGUAUGUUGCUUUCAGUAACAUAUUAUGAUUUAAGAAACAUAUUAAAUACAAA